Messenger RNA from Suhomyces tanzawaensis NRRL Y-17324, 1790 nucleotides. Its product is annotated as E3 ubiquitin-protein ligase. NCBI's taxonomy places the organism in Eukaryota, Fungi, Ascomycota, Pichiomycetes, Serinales, Debaryomycetaceae. Bases 156 to 1790 code for a protein of 544 amino acids. The transcript has 2 exons. Gene Ontology annotation, molecular function: ubiquitin protein ligase activity; ubiquitin conjugating enzyme binding; zinc ion binding. Gene Ontology annotation, biological process: positive regulation of proteasomal ubiquitin-dependent protein catabolic process; ubiquitin-dependent protein catabolic process; protein polyubiquitination. Gene Ontology annotation, cellular component: cytoplasm; ubiquitin ligase complex. The record is from RefSeq and is a predicted model, not a curated record.
AAGGCAACUAUCAGCUCUACUAUCACGCCUACGCCAUCGUGAUCCAAUAACAUUGAAUUAACCAAUUCACCUCGCUGACCUUAGCCACUUCUCAUCCUUAUAUUAAAGUGACCGCAUCGUAACUUAUCGUCUUCCGAUACCUCCAGCAGAUCAGCAUGUCAGACUCCGAUGACCAUGAUGAAGACCAUGAGUACCAGAGCUUCGAGUUUGAGAGUGACUACGAAGACGAGUACUUUGACAAUCAAUCAGAAAACAGCAGCAGCUCCACCAGAUCUCAUAAUGAACGUGUCUCGCCAUCCAAAACUUCUACUUCAUUCAACGAAUGGACUUUACCCAAAUUUAUACUGACAGUCUUUCUCGACAAGUACCAAAAGCUCAAAGACAGCAAGCUUGGUGGUUGCACUGACGAUGAUCUCCUCAUAUUACUACACUAUAAGCGUUGGCAAGCAGACGAAGUCAUCAACGACUUUUUUGAUAAUCCAAAGAAACUAUUCGAGCAGGCAGGAUUGCCCGUACCUCCGCAAAAGUCUGCAAAUCAUUUGAAGAGUACAACAAGCUUUGACUGCUCCGUUUGCUGUGAAUCAUACAAGCAAGUCAUGGUAUACGAGUUAUCUUGCUCGCAUAGAUACUGCUUGUUCUGCUACCACCAUUACAUUUACAAUGAGCUUUCAACAGGAAAGCUAAUACACUGCAUUCAACCUGACUGUGCUUUGACAAUACCGCAUGGCGAUAUAGAUAAAAUUUUUGACAUAGUUGAACAUGAUAGUUCCAUUAUCAAGAUCACCAAGCCUUUGAAUGAAAACAGACUUCUAGUUGCAAGUGCUAAGAUCUUUGUGGAUAGUCAAAGUACAUACAAAUGGUGUCCUGCUCCUGAUUGCAAGGGCUUCACGGAAUUAGUGAGUUCUGCCACUUUUGAUGAAGCCACUCUGGAUUAUAAAGAUAUAUCGAUCAUUCCUAUAGUUAGGUGUGCAGAAAGCCAUGAGUUCUGCUUCAGCUGCAAUUACGAAAAUCACUUGCCGUGUCCUUGUUGGGUGGUCAAAAAAUGGAUAAAAAAGUGUCAAGAUGAUUCCGAGACGAUUAAUUGGAUAGAUGCAAAUACCAGUGCAUGUCCAAACUGUCUUUCUUCUAUCGAAAAAAACGGAGGGUGCAACCAUAUGACUUGUAAAAAGUGCCACCACGAGUUCUGCUGGGUUUGUCUCGGAAAUUGGAGUGAACACAAUAACAGUUACUACAAGUGUAACAAAUUCGAGCAAGAUAUGAGUGAGAUUGAAAUGAAAAAAUCAAAGAGCAGAUUGACUUUACAGCGCUAUUUGCAUUUCUACAAGCGUUUCACCAUCCAUGAAAGCUCCAUGCAAGGAGACCUAAAGGUUUUGAAGCAAAUCAACAACGUUGCUGUCAUGUAUCUUGAAUCCAGAAGAAAAGACAGCUCGGUAACCAGCUUGGCCUGGAGUGAUAUCCAAUUUUUGCCCGAUGCCAUCCGGGCAUUGUCUAAUGGUAGAAAGACCUUAAAGUGGACCUAUUGUUUCGCAUACUAUUUGAUGGAUUCCAAUUUCCAGGAAAUCUUCGAGAGUAAUCAAGAUUACCUCAAUCGCACGGUUGAGGAUUUAUCGGAGAUAUUCGAGAAGAUCACCACCACCAGCACCAAGGGCGACUCCGACAUUGUCAAGUUGAUCAUGAAGAAUAAGACCAAGAUCAUCAACUUGAGCAAUACCAUCAGCUUGAGGCAGAAGACCUUGAUCGACGGUGCAUAUCACAAUUUGAAAGAGGGGCUCAUGAAGUUUGAUGCCUAG